Rhizophagus irregularis DAOM 181602=DAOM 197198 is the source of this 893-nucleotide messenger RNA. RefSeq lists its product as uncharacterized. The record is from RefSeq and is a predicted model, not a curated record. Lineage: Eukaryota; Fungi; Glomeromycota; Glomeromycetes; Glomerales; Glomeraceae. Gene Ontology annotation, molecular function: rRNA small subunit aminocarboxypropyltransferase activity. Gene Ontology annotation, biological process: maturation of SSU-rRNA.
AUGGGUAAAAAUAAAGGAAAAGUCAAUAGUCAACGACGUAAUUUUGUUUCUAAUAAAAAGUCUAAAAAUGUACAUAAUCGGUAUAAGCAGAAUGUCUCAAUUAAUAAUGAUAUAAGUGAAGAGAAUUUUCUUGGCCGUGGAGAGACAGAUAUGAUUGACUUAGAUCAUAAAGGUAAUAACAUUCCUAUGCCAUUAGGAAUGUGGGAUUUUGAACAUUGUGAUCCAAAAAAAUGUUCAGGUAAAAAAUUGGUUAGAUUUGGUAUAGUGAAAGAAUUAAAAGUGUCAACUAGAUUUCGGGGAAUCGUUUUAAGCCCAGAAGGAAAAAAAGCAGUUUCACCAGCAGAUCGAGAAAUCGUACAGGAAUAUGGAAUAGCUGUUAUUGAUUGCUCUUGGUCUAAAUUAGAUAAUGUUCCAUUCAGUAAAUUGAGAACUGGAAAUGAUCGAUUAUUACCAUAUUUAGUAGCAACAAACCCCGUAAAUUAUGGCCGUCCUUGGAAAUUAAAUUGUGUUGAAGCAUAUGCCGCUUGUUUUUACAUAACCGGGUUCAAAGAGUACGCUCAAGAAAUAUUAUCAAAAUUUAAAUGGGGUCAUUCAUUUCUUACACUUAACGGUGAAUUAUUAUCAAAAUAUGUACAAUGUGAAGAUAGUACAGAAGUUGUUAAAGUUCAAAAUGAUUGGUUAAAAGAUCUGCAAGCAGAGUAUACUCAAGCUCGCGAAAAAGAUAAUGAAGAUGUCGAUUUAUUAGCUAGAAAUCCAAAUCAUGAGUUUUGGGAUCAAGAAGAAGAAGAAGAUGAUGAUGAUGAUGAUGAAAAAGAUGAAGAUGAUGAAGAAGAUGAUGAUGAUGAUGAUGAUGAUGAUGAUGAAAAUACAAACAAUAACUAAAGAAUUCCAAG